Messenger RNA from Sipha flava (yellow sugarcane aphid), 1732 nucleotides. RefSeq lists its product as uncharacterized. The transcript has 5 exons. The record is from RefSeq and is a predicted model, not a curated record. Bases 536 to 1732 code for a protein of 398 amino acids. NCBI's taxonomy places the organism in Eukaryota, Metazoa, Arthropoda, Insecta, Hemiptera, Aphididae.
CAUGUACUUACUAUUAUAUACAGUAUAGUUGUAUAUGAUAUUUUGUAUUUCAUUUGAUAAUUCCCGUUAUCACAUUGUUUUCUUGUUUUCACUCUCGCCCGCUCACUGUCUCUCGCACACUCUGUCUCGCUCUAGUCAUUUUCUUCCUAACACUACAUUUACGCGACAACGUUAGAACAACGUUCGAGUUGAUAUAAAAUUAUUCGUCGUCGGUAUUUCAUUUUCGGGCAUUAUAUUUCCUUCUAGUCUGUACACUCUAUUCAAACACACUUAAACACGCACACACACACACACACACACACACACACACAUACACACAUACGCGCGCACGCACACGCGCACGCACACAUUUUUAUAUACAUACACAUUUACUGAUUCUCGUACACCCGUGAACUGAACUUUGUCGAUGGAAGAAGCGUGACGGAGCUUACGCGGCGGAAAACAGCGGCGGCGGCGUCGGCGGUGGCGCGGACGGCGAGGACGACGGCGACAGGGACGUUCUCGCAGCACCGGGUUCCCGCGAGCGGUCGGCACCAUGUACGCGGCGGCCGGUGGCGCGUCGUUGGCCAGCAGGCGGCACAAGCACAAGCACCGGAACACGGCGGACGCGGACGCGCUGAUCCACCAGCAGUUCCAGCGCCGGUUCCAGCAGCACCAGCAGCAGUACGCGCCCGCGUCCGUGGAACACCACCUGCGCGCCUCGUCGUCGCUGACGCCGUCCACGCCCAUGUCGCCGUUCGGCCAGGUCCGGUUACCGGGCGCCUUCGAUCCGGUCGAGAAUAAAACAGCAGCGUCGGUGGCUUGGCCAGGACCAGUCGGCGGUGGACCAUCUCCGGACAGCGAUGGCACGGCACCAGAUGGUUCCAUACUCAUACACCUGCCAGCUGACCCGCAUAAAAAGUGGACGAAGAAAAACAAGAUCCACGACGCCCUGUCGUUCGGCGGCGACGGCGGCGAGGACCGGAAGCUGUAUGAACUGCAACAGGGCGCGGCGGCCAACACGCUGCUGUACGUGGGCCUGUGCUCCGUGGCGCUGGGCCUGAUCAUAGCGUUCGUGGGUACGGGCGAGAAGGGCUUCAAGACGGUGCAGCUGCGGUUCAUCGGGCCCGGCAUGAUAGCCAUCGGCGUGUGCUGCUGCGCGGUCCGCAUAAUGCUGUGCUUCUGCCCGCCCACGUUCUGCUUCAAGCGGCGCCGGCACAAGGGCGGCGGGACGCCAUCCGACAAGAUGGCCGAGUUCUACAAGUACAUGCCGUUCCGCAAUCAUGCACAGUUGAACGCCGCCGCCGCCGCCGCCGCGGUCAGACUUAACGCUACCGAACCUCUUGUCGGGGACAGCGGCGGCGGCGGCGACGAGGUCGUACCGAUGAUGGUCCUCAAACCGGCGCUAAAACGCGUGUCAAUGGCGGCCGACUACCAGCAACCUACUCAAGUCGUCUGUCAACAAGUGAAAAGGAUGCCGAAAGCCACACCGGAAGCUAGCCUCGACAGUAGCAUGGAGCACCUGAUCGAACAGGACGACCAUCUGUACACGAAGGACGAGGUGAGCUCGAAUAGGAACCUUUUCAACCUCAAGUCAACACUGACAUUCGAGGACUCGUUGAACGUUGCCACCAAAAUGAUGGUCAAAUCGUUCGAAGAGCUGAACAACACGUCUUCCACGCCAGCUGGCGGUGACCCCGACCAACAGCAGCAACCGGAGCUUGUGCUGAGCGCAGUGAACCUGACCAAAUAA